CAAAUAUAAAACUGUGGUACAAACUCCAAUGUUGUAAAAAAAAAAACUCCCAGGCCAGCUCCCCCCAUCAGAAAUGGCUUUCACUCCUCCUAAACCCUCUCUGUCCCUCCUUACUUUCCUCUCCCUCCUCCUCUUCACUUAUGCAAGAGUGAAUCUCGAUCACUCAGACCUCAAAGCCUUCUCCAUCAUCCACAAUGAAUUGGGCAUCAAUGGUCAACGCAGCCCCUCCACCACCCCUUGCAACAAUCCAGGUGUCUUCUGCGAGAGGAGGCUCUCUAACAACAACACCUAUGUACUCAAAAUCACUAGACUCAUCUUUAAGUCCCAACGCCUCACUGGGUUCUUGUCUCCUGCGGUUGGCCACCUCUCGGAGCUCAAAGAACUCUCUCUUCCAAACAAUCAACUAGUUGAUCAACUCCCUCCCCAGAUUGUUGACUGCAAGAAACUGGAAAUUCUUGACCUUGGAAACAAUCAGUUUUGCGGUGAGGUUCCCUUUGAAUUAUCGAAACUUUUACGUCUGCGAAUUCUUGAUCUCUCCAACAAUAAAUUCUCUGGCAAUUUGAGUUUCUUGAAGCAAUUCCCCAACUUGGAACGUCUCUCUCUUGCAAACAAUCUCUUUACGGGGAUAGUUCCUAAAUCUAUACGUUCAUUUCGUAAUCUCCAAUUCUUCGACUUCUCUGGGAAUAGCUUUCUUGAGGGACCUGUGCCGCUGAUGAGCAAAGCUGGAUCCACGGAGUCUCAAUACCCAAAACGUUACAUAUUAGAGGAGAAUAAUAAUAUAACCAAAGGACACAGAAAUAUUUCUUCUGCAGCAGGGCCAACUGCAGCUUCUGCUCAAGCUCCUAGCCCAUCGUCAACAGAAGGUAAACAUCACAAGGGCAAAAAUGGCAGAAGGAAGCUAAGUGGUUGGAUCCUAGGAUUUCUCGCCGGAGCAGUUGCCGGAAGUAUAUCCGGGUUUGUGUUUUCGGUGAUGUUCAAGCUAGCAUUGGCAGCGAUAAGAGGUGGAGGAAGAGACUCAGGGCCAGCAAUCUUUAGUCCUCACGUGAUAAAGAAAGCAGAGCAUUUGGCUUUCUUGGAGAAAGAAGACGGGCUUGCUAAUUUAGAAGUCAUUGGUAGAGGUGGGUGUGGAGAAGUGUACAAAGCUGAGUUGCCUGGAAGUAAUGGAAAAAUGAUUGCAAUAAAGAAGAUCAUCCAACCUCCAAGGGACGCUACAGAACUAACUGAAGAAGACAGUAAGCUUUUGAACAAGAAAAUGAGGCAAAUUCGAUCAGAGAUAAACACAGUGGGUCAAAUUCGACACAGGAACCUUCUUCCUCUUCUGGCACAUGUGUCUCGGCCCGAUUGCCAUUACCUUGUGUAUGAAUUCAUGAAGAAUGGUAGUUUGCAAGACGUUUUGAAUCAGGUUUCAGAUGGCACUAGAGAAUUGGAUUGGCUUGCCAGGCAUAAAAUUGCGUUAGGAGUAGCAUCAGGGCUUGAAUACCUUCACAUGAAUCAUAGUCCACGCAUUAUUCACAGAGAUUUAAAGCCAGCAAACAUCCUUCUUGAUGAUGACAUGGAAGCUCGAAUUGCAGAUUUUGGACUUGCGAAGGCAAUGCCAGAUGCGAAUACACAUAUCACAACUUCCAAUGUUGCAGGAACCGUGGGAUACAUAGCACCAGAAUAUCAUCAAACACUCAAGUUUACAGACAGGUGUGACAUCUACAGCUUUGGCGUGCUGCUUGGGGUUCUGGUGAUAGGAAAGCUUCCAUCUGAUGAGUUCUUCCAAACCACCCGCGAAAUGAGUCUGGUCAAGUGGAUGAGGAAUGUCAUGACAUCCGAAAGUCCAAUGCAAGCAAUAGAUCCGAAGCUGAUGGGAAAAGGGUACGAGGAGCAAAUGCUGCUGGUCCUGAAAAUUGCUUGCUUUUGCACUCUGGAUGACCCAAAACAAAGGCCUAACAGCAAGGAUAUAAGGUGUAUGCUGUCUCAAAUCAAGCACUAGUCAAGCAUGCAAGAAGUUCGAUAAGCCUUUAGGAAUAAUGAAGCAUGUAAAAAAAAAUGCUUACUUUCAAACUUUGAUUUUGUGUAUUUAGCAAUCUAUGCAAGUUCUAGCAAGGAAAUGUGUUGUAAUAUGUUGUUUUGCAUUAUAGCAAUUUGUAUAAUUACAGAAUUUGAGCGUAUUCAUAUAGAAAGCGCCUAUUAAAAAAUGUAUUCAGAUCCUCAUAAGCUUGAGAAAUUGUUAAAUUUUGUAUACUCAACUCAAUUAAGCUUUAUCCUAAAAAUCUGAGGUCGGUUAUAUGGA
This is a messenger RNA of Hevea brasiliensis (rubber tree), 2278 nucleotides long. RefSeq names its product leucine-rich repeat receptor-like serine/threonine/tyrosine-protein kinase SOBIR1. Gene Ontology annotation, biological process: protein phosphorylation. The record is from RefSeq and is a predicted model, not a curated record. NCBI's taxonomy places the organism in Eukaryota, Viridiplantae, Streptophyta, Magnoliopsida, Malpighiales, Euphorbiaceae. Gene Ontology annotation, molecular function: ATP binding; protein kinase activity; protein binding. The transcript has a single exon. The coding region runs from base 74 to 1978 and encodes 634 amino acids.